AUGUUGGUACACCUUUGGCUUGUCUGUGUUCUGAGUGCUGUCGUGACCCCCCAGGAUGUCACACCACAAGCCCAAAUGUUUCUAGAAGAGUUUAACAGGAAGGCAGAAGACAUCAGCUAUGAUAGCUCCCUUGCCUCAUGGAACUACAACACCAACAUCACUGAGGAGACUGCCAGGCAAAUGAAUGAGGCAGGCGCCAAGUGGUCCAUGUUUUACGAAGAGGCCUCCAGGAAUGCCAGCAGCUUCCCAUUAUCCAGCAUCCAGGAUGCUCUCACCAGGCUUCAGAUUCAGACUCUCCAGGACAGAGGAUCAACUGUGCUGUCACCAGAAAAAUACAGCAGACUGAGCACUGUGCUAAAUACAAUGAGUACCAUCUACAGCACUGGGACUGUCUGUAAAAUCACUGAACCAUCCGAGUGUUUGGUGCUGGAGCCAGGUCUUGACACUAUUAUGGCUAACAGUACAGAUUAUAAUGAGAGGCUGUGGGCCUGGGAAGGCUGGAGAGCUGGUGUUGGCAGAAUGAUGAGACCAUUAUACGAAGAGUAUGUUGAACUUAAAAAUGAGGUUGCAAAGCUUAAUAGUUAUUCUGACUAUGGAGAUUACUGGAGAGCAAAUUAUGAAGCAGACUAUCCAGAAGAAUACAAAUACAGCCGUGACCAACUGGUCAGAGAUGUGGAGAAGACAUUUGAGCAGAUAAAACCUCUGUACCAGCAGCUGCAUGCUUAUGUGAGGCACCAGCUGGAGCAGGUCUACGGCCCCGAGCUCAUCAGCUCCACGGGAUGCCUGCCUGCUCACUUGCUGGGUGAUAUGUGGGGUAGAUUUUGGACAAAUCUGUAUGCCUUGACAGUUCCCUACCCAGCCAAACCCAACAUUGAUGUAACUUCUACAAUGGUUCAAAAGCAGUGGGAUGCGAUGAGAAUAUUUAAAGCUGCUGAGGCUUUCUUCACUUCCAUUGGCCUCAACGCAAUGACUGAAGGCUUCUGGAAUAACUCUAUGCUCACAGAGCCAGCAGACAACAGGAAGGUUGUCUGCCAUCCUACAGCGUGGGAUCUGGGGAAAAAUGACUACAGGAUCAAGAUGUGCACCAAAGUGACCAUGGACGACUUUUUGACCGCGCACCAUGAGAUGGGCCACAUUGAGUAUGACAUGGCGUACUCUGUGCAGCCCUACCUGCUAAGAGAUGGUGCCAAUGAGGGCUUCCACGAAGCAGUGGGUGAAAUUAUGUCACUUUCUGCAGCCACCCCUCAGCACUUGAAAUCUCUUGACCUCCUAGAGCAAACUUUCCAAGAGGAUGAAGAAACUGAAAUCAACUUUCUGCUCAAACAAGCACUAACAAUUGUUGGAACAAUGCCUUUUACUUACAUGCUGGAGAAGUGGAGGUGGAUGGUGUUUAGUGGUGAGAUUACAAAGCAGGAAUGGACGAAGCGGUGGUGGGAGAUGAAGAGAGAAAUAGUUGGUGUUGUUGAACCAGUCCCUCAUGAUGAAACCUAUUGUGACCCUGCAGUGCUGUUUCAUGUGGCUAACGAUUACUCAUUCAUAAGGUAUUACACCCGGACCAUCUAUCAGUUCCAGUUUCAGGAGGCACUUUGCAAAGCAGCUAACCAUACUGGCCCUCUUCACACAUGUGACAUUACCAACUCCAGAGCAGCUGGUCAGAAGCUGAGACAAUUGCUUGAAUUAGGCAGAUCCAAGCCCUGGACUCAGGCACUGGAAAGCGUAACAGGAGAGAAAUACAUGAAUGCAUCACCUUUGCUCCAGUACUUUGAACCUUUAUAUAAUUGGCUGAAAAAAACCAACGCUGGCAGAUACAUUGGUUGGAAAACAGACUGGGCUCCAUAUUCCGACAAUGCCAUCAAAGUACGCAUCAGCCUGAAGUCAGCACUGGGAGACCGGGCAUAUGAAUGGGAUGAAAGCGAGCUCUUCCUGUUCAAGUCAUCCAUUGCCUAUGCCAUGAGAAAAUACUUUGCAGAGGUGAAGCAACAGGAAGUUAACUUCCAAACUACAGACAUUCAUGUUGGGGAACAGACACAAAGGAUCUCCUUCUACCUUACUGUCAGCAUGCCAGCCAAUAUCAGCAAUAUUGUGCCCAAAGCUGAUGUGGAAAAUGCCAUCAGGAUGUCUCGGGGACGAAUCAAUGAGGCUUUCAGACUGGAUGAUAACACGCUGGAGUUUGUGGGCAUACUUCCAACCUUGGCCACGCCUUAUGAACCACCAGUCACCAUCUGGUUAAUAAUAUUUGGGGUGGUCAUUAGCCUGGUUGUCAUUGGAGUUAUUGUCUUGAUAAUCACUGGUCAGAGAGAUCGCAAAAAGAAGGAGAGAGAAAGGAGAGGUGAAGCAGCAACAAACUGUCAAGAGGUGAACCCUUAUGCUGAAGAAGGAAAAAGCAACAUGGGUUUUGAGCCAUCUGAAGAGACACAAACGUCAUUCUAG
Molecule: messenger RNA, 2430 nt
Organism: Melopsittacus undulatus (budgerigar)
Lineage: Eukaryota; Metazoa; Chordata; Aves; Psittaciformes; Psittaculidae
Gene: ACE2
Product: angiotensin converting enzyme 2
Exons: 18
Coding region: 1-2430 (809 amino acids)
Biological process (GO): proteolysis
Cellular component (GO): plasma membrane
Molecular function (GO): metallopeptidase activity; peptidyl-dipeptidase activity
Source: RefSeq, a predicted model, not a curated record